UUUCUUUUGGCAUUUCUGUUCACAUGUCUGCUGCUGGUUUCUUUUUGCAUCAAUCUAAGUAUGCCACUGAGAUCUUAGCCAAAGCUGGGAUGUCCCACUGCAAGCCCUAUGCCUCUCCCAUGGCUACUAAAUCCUCCAGCUUCCCCGACUCUGAUCUUCCUUUUGCUCAGCCUGCUUUGUAUCGCAGUAUUGUUGGGGCUCUUCAAUAUCUGACCAUUACUCGCCCCGACAUUGCUUUCGCUGUCAACUCUGCCUGUCAACAUAUGCAUGCUCCUUUGGUUAGUCAUUUUAAUGCUGUCAAACGCUUAUUGCGUUAUUUGAAAGGAACUCUUCAUAAGGGCCUUCAGUUUCAGCCUGGCCCUCUUGUUCUCACUGCCUAUUCGGAUUCCGACUGGGCUGGGAAUGCCCUUGACCGCAGGUCCACUACUGGCUUUUGUAUUUUUCUGGGUCCCAACUUGGUUUCUUGGUCUGCGCAGAAACAACCUACUGUUUCUCGCUCCUCCACUGAAGCUGAAUAUCGCGCUCUUGCUCAGACUUCAGCCGAGCUUAGCUGGCUUGGCAUGCUUCUUCGGGAUCUGCACAUUCCUUUUGUCCCCCCUACUCUAUGGUGUGACAAUCUCUCUGCCAUUGCCCUGUCUAGUAAUCCGGUUUUUCAUGCUCGGUCUAAACAUAUUGAAGUGGACUAUCAUUUUGUUCGUGAGCGUGUUGCUUCCAAACAGUUGCUUAUCAAACAUCUUGCUACUGCUGACCAGAUUGCUGAUAUCCUCACAAAACCCCUUUCAGUUUCUCGGUUUAACUUUCUUCAACACAAGCUUCUGGCUCAUUCUUCUCCUAUCAGCUUGACGGGGCAUGUUAAGCAAACUCAGCCUUCACCUUCACAGUUGCAGUCUUCACUCUCAACACUGCCGAAGCAGGUGCACCAGCAUGAUCAAAACAACUCCACCUCAUCUGAAGUCUGUUAGAUUAGUUAGCACUAGUUAGUAUUAACUCUAGCAGUUGUAAAGUUGUUAGAACUAUAGUUAAAUGUAACUAUAGUUAGGUAGAGUAUAUUAGUUUAUAAAUACUGUACAUGAUUAAGUGAGAUCAAUUUGAAUAUUGAUAAAAAAUCUGUUUUGACUCUUCUCUGCUUUAUCUUGAAUCUGCUUUAGUCUCAUUCACAAUUUUUCCUGGAAUGUUGCAAUUUUCCUUGAUUACAUCAUUGUUCUCUGGUGAACCAGAUUGUACACAGCACGUGCAACUAGUGGGGCAUGGUUUCGCUAUUUGAAUUCCCACCUGGAUUGAUGAUUCCGUUUGAACUAGGUGGAACGAGUUGGACUGAUCCACGCUCCUCAAGCCUGUGUCCAAAUGACCAAGCUCACCAGAAGACCUGCACAAGAGUUCAACGGGGAACGGGGAGUCCCCCAGCGAACCCUCCGACGAGAAAGUUAGAGAGAGAAGUAGAAUGUAGAGCUGGAUUAGAUAGAAAGCUUAACCUUCUUCCCGUCUUCGACGUCUACUUAUAUUCUCUGGUAAUCAUUUCGUUGUCUCUUCCAACCUAUCACCUUGGCCGAAAGUCUAUACUCUAGCUUACCUUGUUCAUGGUGAAGCCGUUCUGUCUCGACGGAGAGGGGUUAUCUCAACAAAUGCUGUAAGAAGCUUCAUUAAUGGCGAUGUGCAGUGGCAAUAACUUUGCAGAUCUUUAUCUGCUUAUGUGGCUUGCCCUUCUCUUGCCAUGUGUCUUGAUGUUAUUGGUUCUCGUUGCUACGUGGGGCUUCAGCUAUGCUGGGCUUUAGUAUUUGAGUUAUGUAUUGGGACCUAAAUGGUGGGCUAUAAUCUUUAUGGGCUUACCCAUGUCAUGGAUGAUUAAAAAAUGAUAUUGGAUUUUCCAUUCAUCUGAUUCAUGUAUUUGUUGAAAAACUUAUAUAGUUAGGUUCAUUGAUCAAGUAGUUUUGAGGGUUUUAAAUUCUCUUUGAUAUGAGAUUCACAAGUUACCUUUAUGGUAGGCAUGCAUAUCUUGAUGAUCUUGGAAGAACAGAAUGGGAAGGAUUUCCUUCAGGGACUAGAGCAGCUGCUGCUGGUUUGUAGAUCUCAGUUCUUUAUAUCUAGUCUUGCUUCGAUCAUAUUUAGGAGAAGAGUUCAUAGAUUUCUCAGAAGCUAAUGCUUUAAAACUUUUUGAGUACAUGUCUCAUUUACAUAAAUACCUAACCCUAUUGGGUUAUCUUAUAUAUAGAAAUAAGAAUUCAUUCUUUGUUAUAUCUAAUUAUAUCUGGUUGUUGGCUUUGUAAAUCAAACUUUUAUUUGCACAUGUAACUACGAACUUAAUUAACUUUGUUUAAAUAGGUGGGUUAACAACUUUGGUUGACAUGCCUCUUAAUAGUUUUCCAUCUACAACUUCCGAAGAAACUUUUGAACUCAAGGUAUGGAUGGUUAACACCAUUAAUUUUUCAUUUUUUUACCAUGGAGGCUCUGCUUGAAGUUAAAGCCUGUUUAUAUCUUUCUGUUUAACUCUUCAAUUUUCUUCUUUAAAAUCAUUAUAGUAAGCUUGCAAUAAUCAUCAUAAUCCUAUCUCAACUCACUUAAAGAGAAUUUUUGACAAGGAAAUUUGGAACAAUUAAAAAAUCAGACUUGGUUUGAUCUUCCGUAAAAUACUGAACACUCAAAAAGUGAAAUUCCCAGGAACUUAGCUUCACUUUUUAAUUAGGUAGUUAGAAACUUAGAAGUCUGCUCAGAGUUUUUAUUUUUAAAUUUGAUAAGUAUGAACAGAAGUUUAUGUUCUUAGUUUAUAUUCUGAGUUUAUAUUCUGAGUUUAUAUUCUUUUGUAUUAUUGUAGCACCAAAAGUUAGUCUUGGUUGAAUCUUUCAGAGACAACUAAACACUCUAAAAGCGAGCUCCCAAAUUGUUUUUGAGUUCAUAUUCUUAUUGUACAAAAACUUGCUGUUACUACUUGCUGUUACUCUCAAACAUUGUUGCUCAACACCUGGUAUAUCAGAAAACAUUUUAAUUUUAAUUUUAUUUUAUUGGAUUGAUUUCCAAUUCUCUUUUUUUUUUUGAUCGGCAAAAAGAAUACUUUAUUGAUGGAAAAACAAAGAUUACAUCAAUAAAGGGGAGCUUGGAGCUUAAAACAAGCUCCAACCUCCAAGUUGGUGAGAAACCAACGAGCCAAACAAAACAAAGGAAGAACACAUUUGAACAUUUGAAGCACCAAUAACACCAAAACCAGAGCAGGCAAACAGAACAGAUAGCCCACAGUUGAAGCACCAAACAGAUCAGGUCCUGCAGUUAGUUAGGCACCAAGACAGAACAGAUAGCCAGCAUUCCUACAAACUAAUUAAAUACAGCAGCAACAGCAGUUCACCCACCAAGAUUGUUAGCCCAACACAUCUGCAGUUCACUACUACGGCCCUAUUAAACAGAUUAUACACCAGAUCAUCAACAGAAUAGCAAAAGGAAGGACUAAAGGCCCUGAACCACAUUGCAAAAGGAAGGACUAAGGACUAAAGGACCAAUUCUCUUUGAUAAUGUGUUCCUUUAUGUGUCCUUCGGGGAUCAAUGACUUUCCCAUGACAAAUGCUGGCCAUAUUAAGAGUAUCUCAGCUGACAUGGGAUCAAGACUAUCUGGAAAAGUUUUGGCGACUUUCGUGAGAGGCAACCUCGUCUACAAAGAAG
Molecule: messenger RNA, 3645 nt
Organism: Camellia sinensis
Lineage: Eukaryota; Viridiplantae; Streptophyta; Magnoliopsida; Ericales; Theaceae
Source: RefSeq, a predicted model, not a curated record